Molecule: messenger RNA, 1133 nt
Organism: Racocetra persica
Lineage: Eukaryota; Fungi; Glomeromycota; Glomeromycetes; Diversisporales; Gigasporaceae
Source: the annotation of a GenBank genome assembly
CCUUACAUGAACAAGCCCAUCAGCAAACUACUUCACUACUUUACCCAAAUCUACAACUCAAUUAUUCAGAUUUAUCUUGUUCUAUUGGUUUUUCUCUUGGACGAUAUAGUUCGAAUAGACAGUUUGGUCAGUUUAUUGAGUGGUAUCAUACUGUUGGCCUAUUACAAUUCUGUAGCUUAUCUACUCGUAAUCAACUACAUACUUUAAAGCAUACUACCAGAUAUACUAUUGCUCGUAGAGCUGCUCGAGAUAUAAUAUUUAGCUGUUACUAUUAUAGUGAAAUUCCUGAUCCUAAAUUUUUAAUAAUUUAUUUAUUACAAAGAUAUACUACCUUUAUACAUUAUUCAUCUUUAGGAAUGUAUUUUGCUAACCCCUAUGACUUAUAUAUUGAUACUGACUACCAAGUAGAGAAUUUAAUUAAUCUACCUGAAGAGUUAGAACCACUUGAAACUUCAUAUAUUUCUAAUAGUAGUCUUCAAUUAACCCAAUACUCUGACCCUACUAAUAUUACUUAUUUAGAAGAUAGUUCUUUUAGUGAAGGAUCUAUAUCAUAUCAAUUACUCAUUAAUACUUUCCCACCAGAGUCUGAAACUGGAAAAAUGUUAGCUUCUGGAUCUACUAGUAAAGUAGAAAACAUUAUCCAAGAUCUAACUGAUAGUUUUAAAAAAAUGAGUCUUAAUUUGGUCCAACAAGAUAACAAGAAGAAAGCUUACACUGUUAAAAGUGAAGAAGAAACAACUUUUAUCAAAAUAGAGAUUUCAGAAGAAGAUCCAAAUCAGGACCUUGAAAUUAUAGAAGAAAUCCAUCUAGAAGUCAAGAAAGGUAUAGAAGAAAUACUCAAGAUUAUAAUCAUUAUGACAAAAGCAGAUUUAGAGAUUAUAAUCGCUAUAAUAAAAACAGAUAAUAAAGAAACCACCUCUACCAAUCAUUGGGAUACUCUUUUAAAUAAUACUAGUAUCAGAGAAGCCUUAGCAAAUUAUCUGCAAGGUGACUCCAAUAUUGCUAUAGAAGGACAAUCUAUAGUUAGUAAAGUGGAUGAUGACUGGGAAGAAGAAUAUGAGAAUGAAGAAUUAAUCCCUUAUGAAGCCUAUACCUUGGAAGCAGAAUCUAAUAAUAUUGAAGAUUCAGGAUGA